AUGAACAACUUUGCGGCGGAUCAUGUCUCAUGGCAGCAGCAUCUCAAUAGAGAGAAGCUGGCAAGGAAGAAGGUCACACUGGCGUACUACGGCCGGAAGGGAGGCGCCGAGAUUCUGGCGCCCAAAGUUCCUCCAGCCCCUACAGUGGAGGAUGUCAGCAAGGUCAUGUUUGACAGACUCUACCGGGCAGGUUCGCUGCCUGCCUUGAGCGGGGCCAAAGCGCUCACGCCAGAUGACGGCAACCUGCGGAGCUCGAGGCCUUACAGUCGAUCCCGGUAUCCGAAGACUCCCUUGCAGUCUUCGAGCAACAUGCUCUUGCCGCCGGCAGCCGGUCCACCGGGUAGCAGAACCAGCUCCAGCCAUGGAAGGAGAACUGGCGCUCGGCUUGGUUCCAGCGGUGGGCGUAGCCAGCGCAGCCAGGAAGAGGGAUUGCUGUUCUUCAAUGAUCAGCACCGGGAAAAGACUCCCUCUCUGCGUAGCUCGUACUCGCAGUUAAGCACAUCGUCUUCUUUGUGGCUGGAGGUGGAAAAAGCAGUGCAGGAGGAAGUGGCUAAGGUAGUCAAGCCGCUGCAGCAGCAGCUCCACACUGAGGAGGAGGCUCGGAAGCGUGCUGAGGAAGCGCUGAGGAUCCUGGGUGGCACACCGGAGUCGGAACCGCAAGCCUGA
Messenger RNA from Symbiodinium sp. CCMP2592, 666 nucleotides. NCBI's taxonomy places the organism in Eukaryota, Dinophyceae, Suessiales, Symbiodiniaceae. The record is from the annotation of a GenBank genome assembly.